This is a messenger RNA of Ascochyta rabiei, 791 nucleotides long. RefSeq names its product DASH complex subunit dam1, variant 2. The record is from RefSeq and is a predicted model, not a curated record. Lineage: Eukaryota; Fungi; Ascomycota; Dothideomycetes; Pleosporales; Didymellaceae. The transcript has a single exon. The coding region runs from base 1 to 606 and encodes 201 amino acids. Gene Ontology annotation, biological process: mitotic sister chromatid biorientation. Gene Ontology annotation, cellular component: DASH complex; mitotic spindle; mitotic spindle polar microtubule.
AUGGCGUCAACAACACCCACCCGGGAACCGCCGUCCUCGCGCGACCGCCGUCUCCGCUCGCGCUCCCCUCGCUCGCGCCCAACUACGCCGCUUCGGCCCGCGUCGCGCAGCUCCCUCCGCGACAGCGCCCAGCGGUCCCGCGGCGCACCCUCGUCCCAUGCCCUCGACCGCCUGCAGGACGGCUUCGCCGAGCUGAGCGACGCCAUGGCCGAUCUGGAGCAGAACUUUGUCCAGCUGCAGCUCAUGCACGAGAGCCUGGCGCGCUUCACCGAGAGCUUUGCCGGCUUCCUGUACGGCAUGAACAUGAACGCCUUCUGCGUCGACUUUCCCGAGGUAGGCAUUGCGCAAGUCUGGGUCAGGAACAGGCAUGGCUUUUGCUUCGCCAAGCUGGAGGCCAAGCACUUUACAAGUCUGAGGCAAGAACAGCAGCUGAUGUUGGUAUCCAGGCACCCGUGCUGGACUCGUUCAGGCGCCCGCAAAACCACACCUCCCUCAACCCCUCCGCCCAUCUCCCCAACCGCCGCGCAUCAGCCGUCGACGACGCAGACGCCACCUUCCUCACCACAGACACAUCGUUUGUCGACAACCCGCCGAGCUCAAAGGUAGCGACCAAGUUCAAGAACGCCGCGAGCCCUGCACCGACGCCAAAGAAAACAGCACCAGGCAGAGCGAGGGGAAUACCAACGGCCCGCGGAAGAGGAGGCAUCUCCACCCGUGGCGGUGCGGCGAGGGGCGCAAGAGGGAGUGGAAUCGCAAGGGGGUCUGCAAGAGCAAGGGGCAGGGGCGUGUAG